Messenger RNA from Octopus bimaculoides (California two-spot octopus), 2122 nucleotides. Its product is annotated as glucose-6-phosphate isomerase. Gene Ontology annotation, molecular function: glucose-6-phosphate isomerase activity; carbohydrate derivative binding; monosaccharide binding. Lineage: Eukaryota; Metazoa; Mollusca; Cephalopoda; Octopoda; Octopodidae. The record is from RefSeq and is a predicted model, not a curated record. Gene Ontology annotation, cellular component: cytosol. Gene Ontology annotation, biological process: gluconeogenesis; glucose 6-phosphate metabolic process; glycolytic process.
AUACAACAUCAUUUCUGUUUAGAUAGUAGAAGGUUAAGGUUAAGCUAGCGUCACACAGAAGAAGCAAGGCUACCGAAGGACAUUGCCAAGGUCGUUGCCAUCAUAAUCAUGUCUUGUGAGCCGAAAAACGAGUUGACAGCUGAAUCAGCUUGGCUAGAUCUAAAAGCCUACUAUGACCAUCAUGGAUCUUAUUUACAUAUGGAUGAAAUGUUCAAAAAUGAUCCAGAUCGGUUUAAAAAAUACAGUGUUACUUUGGAGGACUCCAAUGGCAACUUGUUGUUGGACUAUUCCAAGAAUCUCAUCAAUGACACUGUUAUGGAGAAACUGAUUGAGCUGGCCAAGCAGCGCAAAGUUGAUACCAUGAGAGAUGCUAUGUUUAAUGGUGAAAAGAUCAAUACAACUGAAAACCGAUCAGUCUUUCAUGUAGCCUUGCGUAAUCAAAGUAACCAACCAAUGAAAGUUGAUGGUGAAGAUGUAAUGCCUGGUAUCCAAGCUGUUCUUAAGCAUAUGAGAGAGUUUACAGACUCUGUGAUUCAAGGGCGAUGGAAAGGUUACACCGGAAAAGCCAUCACAGAUGUGGUAAACAUUGGCAUUGGAGGCUCAGACUUAGGUCCCUUGAUGGUAACAGAAUCAUUGCGGCCAUUCCAGGUUGGACCUAAUGUGCAUUUUGUUUCUAACAUUGAUGGUACUCAUUUAGCCAAGACAUUGAAGAGUUUGAAGGCUGAAACAACCUUGUUCUUAAUUGCAUCAAAGACCUUCACCACUCAGGAGACUAUAACAAAUGCAAACUCUGCAAAGAAGUGGUUUUUGGACAACUGCAAAGAAACUAACCAUGUGGCCAAGCACUUUGUUGCCCUUUCAACCAACAAGAAACUUGUCACAGAAUUUGGAAUUGAUGAGAAAAACAUGUUUGAAUUCUGGGAUUGGGUUGGAGGCAGAUAUUCUGUUUGGUCUGCUAUUGGGCUGUCUGCUGCUCUGUUCAUUGGUAUGGACAAUUUUGAGAAGUUUUUGAAGGGAGCUCACUUUAUGGAUCAACAUUUCAAACAGGCUCCUUUUGAAAAAAAUGUAUGUAUAAUUGUUAGUAGUAGUUCAUAUGAUCAAUACAUGCACCGUUUCCCAGCAUAUUUCCAACAAGGGGACAUGGAAAGCAACGGCAAAUCUGUAACACGCACUGGUCAGCGGAUUAAUUAUAAUACUGGACCAAUAGUGUGGGGAGAACCUGGUACCAAUGGACAGCAUGCUUUCUAUCAACUUCUUCACCAAGGAACCCGCUUAGUUCCUUGUGAUUUCUUGAUACCAGUAAAAACACACAACCCCAUUGGUGAUGGAAUUCAUCACGAGAUUCUUCUGUCUAACUUCCUGGCACAAACUAAAGCUUUAAUGAAGGGAAGAAAAGAGGAUGAGAUUCUUGAAGAACUGAAGAAAUCUGGAAUGGCUGAGGAUCGCAUUAAAAUGAUUUUGCCCCAGAAGGUGUUCAAAGGCAACCGACCUACCAAUUCUAUAGUGUUUUCCAAACUGACUCCAUUUAUGCUCGGGGCUCUGAUUGCUAUGUACGAACAUAAGAUUUUCGUGCAAGGAAUUGUUUGGGACAUCAAUUCUUACGAUCAAUGGGGAGUUGAACUUGGUAAAGUCUUUGCUAAGACAAUCCAGCCGCAAUUAAAAGGUGACGAAGCUAUUACCAGUCAUGAUGCUUCUACAAAUGGCCUGAUUAGCUUCAUUAAGAAGGAGAGGAAAUAAACCCCAAACCUGGUUCCCAUUGCCCUCAGUAUCUUCAUUUAACUUAGAAAUUAAUUUUUAGGUCUUUACAUCAACAAAAUAAUUAAUAGAUCUUUACAUCAAAUUAAAAAAUUGAUGUAAUGAUCAUGCUACUGUUGCAUUGUUACCAGAAUGUACUAUAUAUAUAUUAAAGCAAUUCUAAUGGAGCAGUUUCUCAGAGUAUGUAUAUGUAUAUAUCCAUACAUUAUAUAUAUAUAUAUAUAUAUAUAUAUAUAUAUAUAUAUAUAUGUAUGUAUGUAUGUAUGUAUGUAUGCAAAACUAUGUUUCCCACACAAAAUAAUUGCAGCUGUGAAUUUUGUCCUUCAAUAAAGUUGUUUGCUCUCCUUUUGGGAUGUAUGGAUCUCUA